UCCAGUGCACUGCACACUACCGGACUUGAAGAACAAACAGAUUUCUUUUUGUUUGUGUGUGUGCAUGUCAACCAGUAUUUUGUGUUUUUCUGCAUAACAAAAACACCGAUGCAUUCUUGAAAAUACUCUCGGUACUGGGUGAUUUCUCUGCGCCUUCGCUGGGACUCAACCAAGCUAAGGAGCUGAGCGACCAGUGACUGGAAUUAAUAAGGCACCGGGAAGAUGCUCAGAUGAUCCGUGGACUCGUUCUGAACCAUACUUUCUACGCAUCCCAAGAACGGGACAACUAUCCAGUGUGAGAGUGUCCUUGGAGGGUGCCGUGAGUACCCAGCAGGGCCCAACUGCCUUGUUUGGCCUACCUCCUCCCAGCGCCGGAGAUGCCCUCGCCUCCCAAUGAUGGAGAGGAUCGAGGAGCAUCCCCCGUGAACUUGCCAUCUGUGGGCUCCUACCAGGGGCAUGGCAAGAGGAAGGUGCACACCAAAAAGAAGAAGGGCAUCAUCAGUGCCAAUGUUGCUGGUACCAAAUAUGAGAUUGUUCGCAUAGUCAUCAAUGAGAUGGACUUUCUGAAGACACGAGAUGAUGACGAGACUGCCAAUCUCAUCUGGAGUGAUUCGUCUGUACAGCAUGAGAAAAUUGCUGAGCUCAGGAAUUAUCAGAGAAUUAACCAUUUUCCGGGUAUGGGUGAAAUUUGCCGCAAAGACUGCUUAGCAAGAAACAUGUCAAAAAUGAUCAGGUGCCAGUCUCAAGAGUACAGCUUUGUACCCAAAACCUGGAUUUUCCCCGCUGAGUACACGCAAUUUCAAAAUUACGUCAAGGAGUUGCGGCGGAAACGCAAGCAGAAGACGUUUAUUGUCAAACCAGCUAAUGGAGCCAUGGGUAUCGGGAUCUCACUUAUCCGUAACUGUGAGAAGCUGCCAGCCCAGGAGCACUUCAUUGUUCAGGAGUACUUGGAAAAACCUUUCCUGAUGGAGGGCUACAAGUUUGAUCUGCGCAUCUACAUCCUUGUCACUUCCUGUGACCCGCUUCGCAUUUUCCUCUACAAUGACGGCCUGGUACGCAUGGGCACAGAGAAGUACCAUGCACCCAGCGAGGCCAACCUGAGCCAGCUCUACAUGCAUCUUACCAACUACUCAGUCAACAAACACAAUGAGAACUUUGAGCGGGAUGAGACGGUGAACAAAGGCAGCAAAAGAUCCAUCAGCUGGUUCACACAGUUCCUGCACACCAAUGGCUACGACGUGGUCAAGUUCUGGGGUGACGUCUCUGAGCUGGUUGUGAAGACAUUGAUAGUGGCGGAGCCCCACGUGCUGCAUGCGUACCGCAUGUGCAGGCCUGGUCAGCCACCAGGGAGCGACAGUGUCUGCUUUGAGGUCCUUGGCUUUGACAUAAUCCUGGACCGCAAACUCAAACCUUGGCUCCUGGAGAUCAAUCGAGCGCCAAGCUUUGGGACAGAUCAGAAGAUUGAUUUUGACGUAAAGAGAGGAGUUUUGCUCAACGCUCUGAAACUACUCAACAUUAGAGCCAGUGAUAAGAAACGCAACCUAGCACAGCAAAAAGCUGAGGCCCAGAGGCGGCUCUACGGGCACGGAUCCGUAAAGAAACUCUCAGCUGCCUCCUCAGACUGGGAGAGACAGCGUCACACCCUGGAGCGAAGGCGAGAGGAGCUUAAAGAACGACUGGCACAGGUCCGCAAGCAGAUCUGCAGAGAGGCGCAUGAAAAACAACAUCUGGGCAACUACAGACGUAUUUACCCCCCAGACGACAAGCUGCUGUUGGAGAAGUAUGAAAGCCUGCUCUCUUCCGCCUUUCAGACCUUCCUCGCUGGGCGAGCUACCUCGCUUCAGAAGGAAAUGAAUAAUCCUUUGAAACAAAUGAAGGAGGAGGACAUCUUGGAUCUGCUAGAGCAAUGUGAACUGGAUGACGAGAAGCUGAUGGGCAAAUCCUCGAGACAACGUGGCCCUAAGCCCUUGAGCACUAUGGCUGAGUGCAGCCAGACAUUACCACGUCAACGACCAGACUACCUGGCUGACUUCACCAGCAGCAGCAGCGCUGAAAACUCCUGCUCAUCCUCAGAUGAAGAAGAGGAAGAGAGGAGAAAAGCGGAAGGGGAUACUAGAGGUGGAGAAAAAAGGGAGAAGAAAGUCUCUUACGACCUUGGAAGCAAGGAGAAGAACUUGGCUGAACGCUCAGGUCGGAUGCAUUGGAAACCAGCAGUCAAGCCAAUCAAAACCAGUUCGGGCUCUUCUGCUUCUCCGACUCUCUCCGGCCGAAUCAGACGCUCCAUCUCCUGCCCUCGCUCCAUCGCUUCUCUCUCGUCACCCAACGAAGCGCGAGCGCCGUUCACUAGGCCCUCUCCUAAUGUUCUGGUUGUGACUACCCCCGUACGGCCGAGCUCUGCGACACUACGCUCUCAUUCGUUAAGCCGCAGUGGCUCUGCCCAUCGUGUGCCUCACAGCAACAGCCUGGGCACAAUUCACUCCAACAUUGGUGAUCCACUAAUUAACCUGAGGAGUAAAGAGCAGGAAGCAGAGCUUAUACGUCAGACGUUGACUGCGCUCACAGUCAUGAGGAUCCGAUUUCCCGGAAAAACGGAGGAGGAGGCUGAGGCAGUGUUGGAUGAGAUCCUUGACAACUGGAAAUACCAUAAACCAAAGGUAGCCUCCUAUUGGCUUGUAAAGUUGGACUCGACUAAACAACGGAAGGUUUUGGACAUUGUGAGGACCAAUGUGCGCUCAGCGCUACAGCGGAUCUGGAAAGAGCCAGAUUUGGAAAGCCUCCACCUGUACCGCCUCUUUAACCGUGUCUUCAACCGACUACUCUGGAGUCACGGCCAGGGCCUCUGGAACUGCUUCUCUAACUCUGGGGGGAAGCUGGAGUCUCCUGAGAAAAUCCAUGCAAGCACAAGGCAAACAUGCAAAGUCCACACCAAACGUUCAUCAUGGGAGAGCAUCUUCACUAAGAGCAGUGAGGUGGUUUCGCCUCAGGAGCUGCAAUGCUGCCGCAGGCUGGUGCAGCUGUGUCGAGACUGUUUAUUAGUCGUUUACAAGUUUGUCUCCGAGUCCCGGGGCUCUUUGACCGGGCUCAGCCCAGAAUGGGACGACACCAGGUACUGGAACGCUGUUAGCAGGAGCUGCCUCACUGCUUUGUCUCGGUGGAAGGUGUCAUAGAAAAGUCGAAGAAAGGUACUGACGUCUGUGCCGCAGAAGGAUAGGUACAGUAUCUCCUGCCAGUGACCUCCCAGUUCAUCAUGAAGUGGCCUUCGUCCAGUUUUGGCCGCAUCUCCUUGGCCGCGCCACGCUCACGCAGCCUUUUUGCUGCCAGAAUGGGACACUUCUGAGGUCACCGUGGCUUCGGAGGCUUUCGCCUUUUGACCUCUGUCUGCUUCCUGUGACUUUCUCCCAGUCAAACUCCCAGUAUGGCUCUUCGCUUUUAAGAGCACUGGACACCUGAUGGAGACUCUAUUGUGGCCUAUUGCCCUGAGACAGAUCAACAAAAGCCAGGGGAUUUGGGACGGCCAACGCUUCCAUUUACAGUUCAUUGGCACUGCCAUCCGAACCCCCUUAAUGUUGCCUUCACCCCAAUAACAGAAGACAGACCCACCGCUCAUAUUGUAAUUGCUCUAUUUUAACAACUGGCUGUACAUCUACAACUUGUGGUACUGUAAAAGGAAAGCAUAGCAGUUAUUUAACAAUGCAAGGAUUUUUAUUUAUGUACUGUAGUUACUUAUUUUGUCAUAUGUUCCAUGCAUGCAGUGAAUGCUGACGCAGAACGCAGCCAUGGAAUCAUACCCACAAAGCUUAUUUUUGCUGGCUGUUUUCUUUCCAUACUCAAAAGUAAUUUAACUUAUUUUGUAACUUCUAUCAAAAUAUUUGUUCAUAGUGUUUUAUGAUCUAGUUUACAUAACCCCUCCAGUAAAAAAAAAAAAAAAAAAAAAAAAAAAGCUUUCGCACAUCACGUGCGGGAUAUUAAGUGCAAACUUUUUAAACAAUGUUUAGAAUGUAAGUGUAUUGCCACAUAGAGAACACGAUGAGCCAACAACAUCUUGCAGAGCACUUAGUUCCAAAUAUAGUAUAUACAUUGCAGAAGUGCUUGCAUGCCUUGGUUUUUUUGCCUGUGAGACAGUGAAGCUCCAUUGGAACUGUACUCAAAGUUGUGUUUGGUUGUCCGGACACUUCCCUUUAAAAUGUAAUUAGUGGGAACAGAUGAAGAUGAUCAAGGGUGUGCUUUUUCCAUCAGAUUAUUUGUGUGCAGCACAUUGAAUAAUUAGGACCCUCAGCCCGAACACUGAGAGCAAGGAUGUAACAGUAAAAAACUCAUCUACGUACUUCAUUUAUGUUAAGAUUAAUACUUCACUAAGCACCCUAGGACUUGUUAAGGACAGUGAAGUCGAGUAAACAUUUUUUUUUAAAAGUACGUUGUUUGGGAGAGAAGUGGUGUUAUAUGUUAAGUAGUUUUGUGGCUCUGUGCACAAACAAUUGUCGAGUAAUUUGCUGUGCCAAAAACUAUAGAGCAGCAAUGCUGUUUAAAAUUGCUAAACAAAAUAACUUCCCCUCAUAUGCUGAACAUCAAUUUACAAUGCCAAAUUCUUAUUUAUUUAAUUUUUGUUGAAUUCCACGUGUUAAUUUGAAGAAUUUUUUUUUUUUUUUCAAUAGAGGAAUGGGAUUUUUAAUGUUAUGGAGCAAUAAAAAGUUUAAACAAGACAAGUGCCUCAAUUAUGUAUUUUGAUCUCCUUGAAUGGAGAAACAUCGUUCUGCUGAGUUUUAUCGAGAAUGGGAAAUUUUUAAUAUUCUUGCUAAGGUGUCCAAAAUAUAGAAAACAUCUCUUUGCAUGAU
This is a messenger RNA of Phycodurus eques (leafy seadragon), 4832 nucleotides long. It is a transcript of the gene ttll7, whose product is annotated as tubulin tyrosine ligase-like family, member 7. Gene Ontology annotation, biological process: microtubule cytoskeleton organization; protein polyglutamylation. Lineage: Eukaryota; Metazoa; Chordata; Actinopteri; Syngnathiformes; Syngnathidae. Gene Ontology annotation, cellular component: cilium. Gene Ontology annotation, molecular function: tubulin-glutamic acid ligase activity; tubulin binding. The record is from RefSeq and is a predicted model, not a curated record. Bases 378 to 3167 code for a protein of 929 amino acids. The transcript is spliced from 23 exons.